This is a messenger RNA of Phaeodactylum tricornutum CCAP 1055/1, 1786 nucleotides long. RefSeq lists its product with no specific name. NCBI's taxonomy places the organism in Eukaryota, Bacillariophyta, Bacillariophyceae, Surirellales, Neidiaceae. The record is from RefSeq and is a predicted model, not a curated record. Gene Ontology annotation, molecular function: chromatin binding. The coding region runs from base 145 to 1716 and encodes 523 amino acids. The transcript has 2 exons. Gene Ontology annotation, biological process: regulation of transcription by RNA polymerase II. Gene Ontology annotation, cellular component: SWI/SNF complex; NuA4 histone acetyltransferase complex.
CACUUAGCUUGUGAGGCAACCGCCAUUCUAUCGCCGCGUUCACUAUUUACUGUUAAUUUCAUUGUUUGGAAUUCUUACGGGUCGCGCCAAUUUCUUUUGAUUCCGCAGGAGACUCGGAUUGACACUUCACCGUAAACACGCAAUAUGGCGGCCUCGUUUUACAGUGGCGAUCAGGUUGGAGCAGUGGUAGCCGACGUUGGACAUUAUUCCACCAAGAUUGGUUGGGCCGGUAGUGAUACGCCGAAAAGCUACUUUCGAUCGAAUGUUGCAGUGUCCCGAGAAGAAAGCGAUGGGAACACUAGCGGCAACAGCAACAGUCAACAGGAUGAUCCUUCUCUAGCACAUCACCACAGUAUACAGAAAGCGAAUUACGACUACUUCCACGGUCCUAUUGAUCCCAAAAGCAAGUCGGACGGGACCUAUAAAGUAGUCAAUCCAGUGCAUACCACGACGGGUCUCUGGUACGAUACCGAGCCCAAAGUGGACGGCUCGGACUGGAACGACUUGUUACCUACGUUCCUCACUCACGGCUACAAAGCCUCUUUAAAGGCGGAUCCUUCGGAGCACCCCUUGCUGUUGGUGGAACGCGCAUACAACACUCCCGCCAUUCGACAGCAAACGCUCGAAGUCUUGUUCGAAACCGUCGACGUCCCAGCCACGUUUCUGGGUAAGGAUGCCGUCUUGAGUUGUUACGGCUGCGGACGGACGACGGCUACCGUGGUUGACGUGGGGUCGAGUCAUACCACGGUUACCCCCGUCUUUGAAGGUUUUGCAGAAAAGGCCAACAUCAAGGUCAGUCCGAUCGGGGUACACGCCAUGGACGAACUGAUUCUGCAACAGUUGGACCAAUUGCACAAGUCCCCCAUCCUGCCUCUGUAUCGAUUUCGGCAACCCGAAUUGCAGCGUGGUAAGGAUAUUUACCACGCAGCUCGACUAGCCUUGGCACAGGAAUGCCGGGAACUUGGGGCGGGCGCCGCCAUCAACAUGGCUCCGGCAGCCGCCACGGCAACCUUCCACGCCCCCCACAAAACUUUUUACCUUCCGGACGGGACCGGAGUGGACGUUCCCUCGAAGGUUCGCUUUGCCGUUGCGGAUCUGUUGCUCGGCGAUGAUCCCAUAUCCGUCACGCGACGACAAGAAGCACUACAAGCUCAACAAGCCGAGCUAGACGAAUUGCUCCAAAACGCGGAGGCUCAACCCAGCGACGGCGAUGGAGCCGACGACGAGUUGUAUUCCGAAGCGGCCGCAGUUGGCUUGUCCAAACGACGAACAAAGCGGCGAAGCAAGCCCGCCGCGAAACGUCGAUUUUCCAACCGUCCGCUCCAAAAAGCGUGCGCUCCGCACUGGCAUACCCUCCGCACGCAACUCACGGCGGCACCGCUCGCACAAAUGGUCUGCGACGCCGCCUACCGAUGCGACCGUGAUCAGCAAGGCGCCCUGCUGGGUAACGUGGUAUUGGGUGGGGGCGGAUCGUGUCUGGGACCGACCGAACAAGCCUUUCCGGAAACGCUACGGGAAAAUAUAGAGAGUUUGAUUCAUGUGCACACGCCGGGGUGGAAGGUCAAGCUGUUGGCACCCGCGGUGGCGGAAAGAGCUAUCUUGAGCUGGCUGGGUGGAAGCAUUUUGGGUAGCCUCGGAACAUUUCAUGAUAUGUGGAUUACCAAAGCCGAAUACGAAGAAUGGGGAUCGGCUAUUGUAAAUAGGAAGUGUCCAUAAAUGUACUAGAGCGCUGGAAGACGGCAGGGAAUAAGUUAUGCAGCUAAUAAAUUGUCUUUUUGCUUGUGCC